Peronospora matthiolae is the source of this 651-nucleotide messenger RNA. The record is from the annotation of a GenBank genome assembly. Lineage: Eukaryota; Oomycota; Peronosporomycetes; Peronosporales; Peronosporaceae.
AUGGACGCCUCCUCCCUCCGCAUCUCCAAGUUCGAUGGAACUAACUUCCACGCCUGGAAGUUCAAGAUGCAGAUGGUGCUGGAGGAACGGGACCUAUGGGAGGUCGUCAGCGGUGAGAUCAAGGCGGAACAGUGCGAGACUCAUUUGGACCAAGCGACGUACAAGAGGAAGUCAAGAAAGGCGAUGGCAGUGAUCUGUCUAGCCAUGGAAGAUUCCCAGCUACCGUUGGUCCGGUCGGCAAGUGGUGCAUGCGACGCAUGGUCAAGGUUGGAAGACCACUUCGAGAAGAAGAGUCUUGCCAACAAGCUGUUCUUGCGCCGUCGCUUCUUCACGACAAUGAUGGAAGAAGGCGACGAUGUGCUCGAACACAUCAACAAGCUCAAGACGCUGGCGGAACAGCUAGAAGCGGUGGGGGCUCCAGUCUGCGAGGACGAUCUGGUGAUCACACUCCUCGGCAGCCUGAGUGACUCGUAUCAAUUCUUGAUCACAGCUUUGGAGUCGCGCUCAGACACUCUUAGCUGGGAGCUCGUGACGUCUCGACUGCUUCAUGAAGAAAUGAAGCGGAAGGAGCAAGGAAGUAAAAAGGUGAUGAAGCUUCGCAAGGUCAAGCGUUCAUCACAAGGGACAAUCAGCGCAAAGGGCGACCAGUGA